Molecule: messenger RNA, 704 nt
Organism: Didymodactylos carnosus
Lineage: Eukaryota; Metazoa; Rotifera; Eurotatoria; Philodinida; Philodinidae
Source: the annotation of a GenBank genome assembly
UUUUGUUCGAGUUAAAAAUGGUACCAGUAGACUUAGAACUAUCUGGAGAUGAAUUUAGCACACUUUUUUUUCGAAUGUUCGCGUUUUUUUUUAGUCAUACCUAAUAGAAUAUUCACUGGAAUCUAUUCAAUGACAGAUAUUUUUAUUGUGUUUUUGUUUCUUACCUUUAUUAAUCUGUUAAUUUCAAUUAAAAUAAUUAUUUAAUUAAUUUCUUUUUUUUAUCUUAUUUAGAUGUUCGUAAAGUGGUUGUAUCAACGAAUAUUGGUGAAACAUCACUCACUAUUCCUGGUAUACGACAUGUUAUCGAUAGUGGAAUGGUUAAGGUCAAAACGUAUAAUCAUCAGACAGGAUUAGAAACAUUAAAAAUAGAAAAAAUAUCACAAGCACAAGCAUGGCAAAGAACAGGACGUGCUGGUCGAGAAACAAAUGGCACAUGUUAUCGAUUAUAUACAGAAGAAGAAUUUGAACAUUUAUCAGAGGCAGCUAUUCCAGAACUUUUACGAUGUAAUUUAUCUACUGUUACAUUACAAUUAUUGGCUAUGGGUAUUCGAGAUAUUGCUAAUUUUGAUUUUUUAUCAAAACCAAAUAUUAAAUCAAUUGAAGCAUCAAUACAAGAAUUAAUUUAUUUAAAAGCGAUUACGUCCGUAUUAGAAUUAACAGAUGAUGGCAAGAAAAUGGCAUGUUUUCCAUUAGAUCCAAAGUAA